UUACGAGUACUUGCUGAAAGUAAUAUCAUUGUUUUCACUUCAAUUACAUAGUGAACAUCAUUAAGCAUAUACCACUGGCUCACUGAUAGAUUGGCAGACAAAAAGCAAAAGUGUGAAGUGCUUCGAGUCCCGAAAACUACAAUGAAUUACAAUUUUAAAUCCUUCAUUGCAAUCGGUUGCCUGCUACUGGCCGUAGCUUUGCCGCUUAAUGCCGCUGCCAUAGAUAAUGCCAUAGUUGAGCCCCGAAUAUACAGUUCGGAUGAUUUGAUUUCGACGAUCGUUGAUAAAUGCGUCAACGCUAAUGGCAUGCAUUGCAUAAAGGAGAAAGUUUUAACCUAUUUGGAUACAGUUUCGGGCAUCGAAGAGCAAAUUAGUGGUCGUGCCUUCGACGAUGAUGUAAUCGAUAAAGUGAUAGUGGACCGUGUGGCGCGCAUAUUGAAUACGAAUGAAAUACGCGUUCAAUUGCCUGAAACUGUUUUCGCUAAUUCGGUGCUGUCCUAUCGAGUGGAUCGCGGUUUCGAUUUAGAAAUACCACAAAGCGAAGCUCGUCGUGACAAGAAAAAGGAUAAACUCUUCUUGCCCUUGUUGUUAUUGAUGAAAUUUAAAUUGAAGGUUAUCAUGCCUAUACUGAUGUCUUUGAUUGGACUCAAAGCUUUCAAAGCUUUGAUUUUGUCGAAAAUCGCCAUAAAACUUGUACUCGGAUUCCUAAUCUAUAACCUAAUACAGAAAUUGGGUGGAAUGAAGAUGACAAUGAUGCCCAUGCCACAUCCGCCUGCCGCUGAAUACGGUGUGCCCAGUUCCACGGCUUCAUCUUACGACCCCAGCAGUUGGGAACCGAUGAACGGUGGUCCAUACGCCCGUUCUGAUGCUCAUUAUAUGGCAUACAGCUCAUAUCAGCCCAGCAGUUCUUCCAACACUUAUAGCAAUUCGUCUUAGAAAAACACAACACAAAGAACAACGAACAACGAACAAAACAUAUUUUAGAAAUCCGCCUCCUUUUCGCUUACCUCCUGCCUACACGACACAGAAAGGACAAUCACUAAGUGGUUUUGUACAUAUAUAAAAAAAAAAGGAAAAAGCCCAAAAAUUCUUAAUGCUUAACGUAAAAUUUCCCAGGACAUGAUGAUGCUAAAGGACUUGUUAAUAUAUAUAAAUAUUUAUUUAGUAGAAAUUAAAUUAAUUUAUUUUUAAAAUCUUUCUCUUAAUUUACUCAAGUCUCUCCUUCUAAUCACGAUUCUAUGACUUUAUAUUCUUCUUCUUCCUUUUUUCAUCUCUACUUGCUUCGCUUUGACUUAAUUUAUUGCUAUUUGCCUCGAUACUUUUUCUACCUCUCCUCUCUUAGGAUCUGUGCAUUUUAAUGUU
This is a messenger RNA of Glossina fuscipes, 1362 nucleotides long. RefSeq lists its product as uncharacterized. Bases 142 to 936 code for a protein of 264 amino acids. NCBI's taxonomy places the organism in Eukaryota, Metazoa, Arthropoda, Insecta, Diptera, Glossinidae. The transcript is spliced from 2 exons. The record is from RefSeq and is a predicted model, not a curated record.